This is a messenger RNA of Cladophialophora carrionii CBS 160.54, 933 nucleotides long. RefSeq lists its product as uncharacterized. Lineage: Eukaryota; Fungi; Ascomycota; Eurotiomycetes; Chaetothyriales; Herpotrichiellaceae. The transcript has a single exon. Bases 1 to 933 code for a protein of 310 amino acids. The record is from RefSeq and is a predicted model, not a curated record.
AUGUCCUUCACCCCUCAGUCCAUCCCCUCGCUCUCCGGCCGCGUCUUCUUCAUCACAGGCGGCACCGCCGGCCUCGGCGCGGGCACGAUCUCCCUCCUAGCCCAACACGGCCCAGCACACAUCUACUUCUCCGGCCGGAACGCGCGCAACGCCCAGUCCGUCAUCGACAAAGUCAGGCGCACCAACCCGGACGUGCCCGUGACGUUCAUCCAAUGCGACCUAGCGGACCUGUCGGCCGUGAAGACCGCGGCGGCAGAAUUCCUCGCGCAAGCCCAGCGCCUGGACGUGCUGUACGCCAACGCGGGGAUCAUGGCCCUCCCGCCCGGCACGACGCGCGACGGAUACGAACUGCAAUUCGGCACGAAUCACAUGGGCCACGCGCUGCUCGUCAGGUUGCUUCUCCCGCUGAUGCAGCGCACGGCCAGGGAGCAGCAGCCGGGCGCCGCAGACGUACGCAUCAUCAUCAGCUCGUCGGUCGCGUACAAACAAGCUCCGCGCGAGGGAAUCGCGUUCGAGACGCUAAAGACCUCGCAGGACGGGCUGGGCGGCUUGAUCCCCGGCGGGAAGUGGUGCAGGUACGGGCAGAGCAAGCUGGCGAACAUGCUGUACGCGCAGGGUCUGGCGAAACGGUAUCCCGAAAUCACGUCCGUGGCGGUCCACCCGGGUUAUAUCAAGACGGAUCUGUUCGCCAACGUGUCGUUCAUGACGGCGCUGCCUGUGCGCAUCAUGGCCGCGGGCCAGUGGACGUCCGUGGAGGAAGGCCCGUAUAAUCAGACUUGGGCGGGCACCACGGCCAGGCAGAACCUCGAAAAUGGCGCGUACUAUGUGCCUAUUGCGAAGAAGGGUGCACUGGAGACUGCGGCGGCAAGGGAUGCAAGCUUGGUGGAUCGGCUAUGGGAGUGGACGGAGAAGGAAUUGGCGGCAUUUUUGUGA